AUGGGUCUAGGUGUAUUUUUGAUCUUCCUGGCGGCUUAUGGGUUUCCAGAUAGUUUAGCAUGUGUUCUGCCCGAGAAAACGUCUCCAUCCACUGUUUCAAAUACUAUUGAAACCGGGGAAAUUGUGAAAAGUUCUACAACUGCUAGCUAUUCGACAACACUUAUUUCUACUACGACCACUAAAAUUUCUAAAAUUAUAACAGAAAUAUCCCGAACAAAGUGCGACUGUUCAUCACCGAAUUCAUUUAAUACAGGUUUUCUCAACAAACUUCAAGUCUCAGAAGUAUCAGACGACGGAUGUUUGUACGAAAUUCUUUGCGCCCAAAAUCAGCCAAAUAGUUAUUUGGCGGCCGGUCCGCCAUCAGUUUUUACACUGAAUCCAUACCUACUGACCAGUUUUAGAUUCUAUCCGGUUUUCAACGGGGCCAACAAAAUCGAUUAUUUCUCCCAAUUUGGUAUGCAAUGUGGAGAUGAUCAGGACUGGUAUAUAACCAAAAUCCCUGGAAUGGUUGACUUGAGUCCCGGAGCAAAUGAGCAGAAAGUCAAUGGAACUAUGUGGAAUGGGAUGGGUUAUCGCUUCAGAAUCACCGAGAUGCAAUGUUUUGUGCCACUGGGAUGAUGAGCAUAUUAAAACAUUUUUUCAAAUGCAAAAUUCAAUAUCGAUUGAAGCUAAAAAUUCGAAUAAACUAAUUUUAACACACUACAUUGUAGUU
Messenger RNA from Caenorhabditis elegans, 712 nucleotides. It is a transcript of the gene Y73F8A.10, whose product is annotated as Fibrinogen C-terminal domain-containing protein. Lineage: Eukaryota; Metazoa; Nematoda; Chromadorea; Rhabditida; Rhabditidae. The transcript has 4 exons. Bases 1 to 618 code for a protein of 205 amino acids. The record is from RefSeq and is marked reviewed.